UAUAGCAUACCGUGCAAAAUGAAUUAUGUCAAACAGCGUUCUAGUGCUUAGUUAAUGUUUAGUUAAAGUAUUUAGAAUUUAGUGGUCGUGACUGUGAAUUUCAAUGUGUUAUAAUGAAGAAUUAAAUCCUAGCAGGACGUAGUUGUAAUUGCGACAUGGCAUCCCGCAGAUGGUUUCAUCCUAACAUAUCAGGAUUAGAGGCAGAGCGUUUAUUAAUGGAACGAGGUUAUGAUAGUUCCUUUCUAGCACGUCCAAGCUCAUCCAAUCCUGGUGAUUUCACGUUAUCUGUAAGACGCAAUGGUGAAGUGACUCAUAUUAAAAUACAAAACACAGGAGACUUUUAUGAUCUUUAUGGCGGUGAAAAGUUUGCUACAUUGUCAGAACUCGUACAAUUUUACAUGGAAAAUGGUGGUCAGCUACGCAAAAAGAAUGGAGAGAUAAUAGAGUUGAAAUAUCCUUUGAAUUGUGCUGAUCCAACGACUGAAAGGUGGUUCCAUGGCCAUUUAUCAGCAAAGGAAGCAGAACGUUUGAUGAUGGAAAGGGGAAAAAAUGGAUCAUUUCUAGUUCGUGAAUCACAGAGCAAACCUGGGGAUUUUGUAUUGUCUGUUCGUACUGAUGACCGUGUUACACAUGUUAUGAUACGAUCACAGGACAAUAAAUACGAUGUGGGAGGAGGAGAUAAAUUCGAUAGUCUCAGCGAUCUUAUAGAACAUUACAAACGAAAUCCAAUGGUUGAAACAAGUGGAAGUGUUGUCCAUCUUCGACAACCAUUUAAUGCAACUCGUAUAAACGCCAGUGGAAUUGAAAGUAGAGUAAGACAGUUACAUAAAGAGAAUGGUUGUUCUAAUGGAUUAUUAUGUCGAAAUGGAGCGACAGAUACUAAUGAAGGCAGUACAGGUCGUGGUAAAGGAAAAGCAGGAUUUUGGGAAGAAUUUGAAUCAUUACAACAACUAGAAUGUCGUCAUUUGUUUUCUAGGAAAGAAGGUUUAAGAUUAGAAAAUCGAGCGAAAAAUCGAUACAAAAAUAUUUUACCGUUUGAUCAUACGAGAGUACGCUUAAAGGAUGUUGAUCCUAGCGUACCUGGAUCAGAUUAUAUCAAUGCUAAUUAUAUCAAGAAUGAAGAAGGCGAUGGAGCAGUACCUGGUGUUAGUGGAAAUGAGGUUGGUCAAUUUAAUAAAUGUUAUAUUGCUACACAAGGUUGUCUUCCAAACACUAUUGGAGACUUUUGGCACAUGGUGUAUCAAGAAAACACUCGAGUAAUCGUUAUGACUACGAAAGAAAUGGAAAGAGGGAAAAAUAAAUGCGCUCGGUAUUGGCCUGAAAAAGGAGAAAUAGCAGAAUAUGGAGGCACAUGGAAAGUUAAUGCCAUUUCUUGUACCGAAACAAUUGAUUAUACCUUACGUGAAUUUUCAUUACAAGGAAACAAACCCAAUUUCACGGUUGCUAGAAGGAUAUACCAUUACCAUUUUCAAGCAUGGCCCGACCAUGGUGUACCAUCGGAUCCUGGUUGCGUUUUAAACUUUCUUCACGAUGUUAACGCUAGACAAGAAUUACUAGCUGCAGCUGUUACAUCAAAUACUCCAAAUGCAGUACCAACCAUGGGUCCGAUUCUUGUUCAUUGUAGCGCUGGAAUAGGAAGGACUGGAACUUUUAUUGUUAUCGAUAUGAUUUUGGAUCAAAUUAAACGCCAUGGUCUUGAUUGUGAGAUUGAUAUUCAACGAACAAUUCAAAGAGUACGUUCUCAAAGAUCUGGUAUGGUACAGACUGAAGCACAAUAUAAAUUUGUUUAUCUUGCGGUUUUACAUUACAUUGAGACUGUAUCUCAAAGAAUGCAAGCUGAACAGAAAUCACUACAGCUAGGUCGUGAAUAUACUAAUAUUCGAUUACGACGGUACUGAAAAUUGAUAUCGCAUAGUGAAUAAAUACGAAGGAAUGAGUUGCGGGAAGCUGCUCAAAUCUAUGUUCUCGUCACAGAAAAUUAAAUGUUUAAAAAGAUAGACGACUUUCACUGAUAUAACUUCUAUCUCAGUUCGCUUAUUGACAUUAUCAAGUAAUUAAACCGAUUAUAAUGUGAGAGGUAUAAUACAUUGAAACUGAGAAAGCAUUGUUAUCAGGGAAAAAGAAGAAAAAGAAGAAAUGAACGUAACGAAGAUGAUAAUUUAUUUCAUUACCUAGCUCGGGUCAAAGAGCGGAACUCUCAAUCAACAAAAAGAGAUUAAGACUACCAAGAUUCUAUCCCGGAUUAAAAUAAAAUAAAGAAAAAAGAAGAAACACAAUUUUUAAAUAAUUAACAUAUAUAUAUACAUAGAUGAAAGAUUGGACAAAGUAAUUCGUAGCUUGAUAUUGCCAUAAAUGAUUUAUUCGGAUGAAGCCUGUUAUAUAUAAAUAUAUUAAAAUCAAGUUACAUAUGUAUACAUUUUUCUAAUAGUACAAAACACAAGAGGUAUUCGAUUUAAUACACAAACGCGCGCGCGGAAGAAUAUAGAAACGAUAAUCCUGUACACAUAUCUUAUAAUCCUGACACACACAAAUAAGAUACUGAAAACGAUCUUUGAAAUUUUACAAAAAGAGAACUAACUAGAACAAAAAAAUAAACACAUAGAAACAUUGCUAUGAAUUACAAAAUUGUAUGUAUGUAUGUAUGUAUGUAUGUAUAUGUGCAUACUCGCAUGCACUCAAGUACUUAUAGAUAAACUAUGUGUUAAAACAUUCGAAUUUUCACAUGAAAAUUCUUAAAAACAAAAAAAGAAAAGAAAAUAUAUACUUGUCAGCUUCUUCACUUACUUAAAAAAAGGAUUAGAAAGAAACGAGCUUAUUCUUAGUCUAACGAUGAAUAUCUUCUGAAGCUAAGGAUAUAAAUACGGAAGUUUAUAUACAUCGAGAGAAAAAAUUAAAGAAGUCAACAAGAUAAAGUGUUUGUUAUGUGUGUAAUUAACGAAGAAAAUAAAAAUUGUUCAAGGCCAAGCAAACAAUGAUUCGUUACGGAAAUAAAACUUUGACAAAGAUUAUAAAGGAAAAUAUAAUACGUUUCGUAGAAUUGAAGAAAGACUAGAAAGAAGAAUUAAGUAUAUGGGAACUUAAUUAAAAAAGCUUUCUGUGAAAUCUUAAUCUUACGAAAAUUGAUCAUCGCUUAUAAUUUCAAUUGCAUUAAACACACGAAAACUUAAAAACAUCGUAGCCGCUUGUUAAAAAUGCCGAUCAACUUUAUUUACGAUAAAACAAAUCUGCAUUCUUUCAAUCUUUCGUCGGUUUAUGUUUAAUUGUGUUUUAAAAUAUGAAGGUGUUCUAAUUUGCAAUAAGCGCUAUUUGUAUCGUAUUCAAAAAGCGCGCAAUUUUGUCCAGUGUUGCCAACUCAGUUUUUAUUAAUCGAUAAUAUCGAUAUUUCAAUUAUCGAUACUUAAACUAAUUUUGGAACAUAUUUGUUUAGUUGGUAUUAGUGAAUUUAAUUAAGUUACUUUAUUGUUUGUAUAAUAAUAUUUUAAUGUUUAUAAUUAAUUAAUUAUCUUAUAAAGUAUGCAUAUACUUAUGCGUGUAUAUGUAUAUUUUAUUUGUUUGACAUUAUGAUAUAAGUAAAAUCGAGUAGUUACAUAAGCACGGACAAUACACAUAACAUUCUAUCAAGAAUAAUAAUUUCUUCCUAUAUGCAGGAAGAAAAUAAUCAGAUUAAUAAAAAUACAAACUAGCAUUGCAUAAACAAGACGAAUUUGGUCAAGAAUUUGUGUGAUUAAAUAUAUAUAUGAUAUUUGAGGCAACAAACAACUAUUCACAACAGGUAUUUUAAUAAUAAUCUAUUAGAGGACUUCUCAAACUUUUCCACUUAAUAACUCUUUUUAUUCGAGCUAAUAUUUGCUGAUAAUAAAUCAUAAAGAAUAUUGAUUCAAAAAAAAUGCUUUGGUAUACAUAUGAAUAUAAUUUUAUCGUGCAUAAAUUUAGUUACACGACCCCACAUGGAAUCACACUUGAGAAGCCCUGAAUUAUAGAAUGGCAAUCUUUAUUACAAAGUUUUAGUAACUUUCAUUAUAAAUUUAAUCACUUAUGUUGCUAUACAUAAUAUAUUAAGAGAAUAAUUUAAACUUUAUUC
Polistes canadensis is the source of this 4081-nucleotide messenger RNA. RefSeq names its product tyrosine-protein phosphatase corkscrew. Gene Ontology annotation, biological process: protein dephosphorylation. The coding region runs from base 156 to 1898 and encodes 580 amino acids. The record is from RefSeq and is a predicted model, not a curated record. The transcript is spliced from 12 exons. Lineage: Eukaryota; Metazoa; Arthropoda; Insecta; Hymenoptera; Vespidae. Gene Ontology annotation, molecular function: protein tyrosine phosphatase activity.